Hyaena hyaena (striped hyena) is the source of this 1953-nucleotide messenger RNA. It is a transcript of the gene CUNH2orf81, whose product is annotated as chromosome unknown C2orf81 homolog. NCBI's taxonomy places the organism in Eukaryota, Metazoa, Chordata, Mammalia, Carnivora, Hyaenidae. The transcript has 4 exons. The coding region runs from base 83 to 1855 and encodes 590 amino acids. The record is from RefSeq and is a predicted model, not a curated record.
UAGGACGACGGUUAGGCAGGCGCCGCAGCGGCAAGGCAGGGAAGCUCCUUGAAACCCCGCGGUUGGAGCUACAGCUGCGGCAAUGGCUCACGAAGGCUCGAGGCAAGAGAGGCAGAUCCGGGACCGUGGGGUGACCCGAUCCAAGGCGGAAAAGGCGAGGCCGCCUACGGUGCAGGUGCCACAGGUAGACAUUGUGCCUGGGCGGCUCACGGAGGCAGAAUGGAUGGCACUCACGGCUCUGGAGGAGGGAGAGGAUGUUGUGGGGGACAUCUUGGCUGAUCUGCUGACGCAAGUCAUGGACUCUGCCUUCAAAGUCUACCUGACCCAGCAGUGCAUUCCAUUCACCAUUAGUCAGGCCCGGGAGGCGAUGCUGCAGAUCACUGAGUGGCGCUUCUUGGCCAGGGACGAGGGAGAAUCUGCAGUGGCCGAGGACCCCACGUGGGGCGAGGACGAGGAACCUUUGGCAUGCAUGACAGAUGUUUGGGCUCAGGGAUCAGUGCCCGUGCUACAAGCGCCCACCUCUGUGGGGCUGGAGGAGAUCUUCCAAGACGAAGACCGAGGGAGCGUGGACCAGAUCUCUUUAGGAAGAUCGUGGAUAGCUAGAGGCUCUCAGGAGCAGAUGGAAUCUUCGGAGGCUUCUCCAGAGCUGAGAGUCACUUCGGACCCCCCACCUACCCCAGAGCUGUUUCAGGAGAUAGGAACCGGGGGUCUUUUAGAGGAACUGGAUGUCCAGGCCAGAGACCACCAGUCUUCAGCUGGAUCCUCGAGAAGCCAGCAGUCAGUAGAGAUGGCUCCCGAUGGCAGUCCUCACCCUUUUCCGAAGCUGUCCCAGGUAGCCAGCACCCAGGCCGCGGCCCAGAGGGUACAGCCCUGCGGCUCCCAGUUCUCGCUGGAGGACCACUAUUAUUGCACCAUACAGCCACCAGAGGCUGGGGAGUGGCUGAAGCUCAAGAAGGGGAAAGUGCACCGCAUGGACUCGGUCAUGUGGGUGGCCAGCUCUUCCACCUCAUUCGAGACACAGCAGCCUACGGGCGCGGACGCGCUGCACGGCGCGCUUCACUACAGGGUGGGCCGCAAGGCCACGGCGCGCCUAGACCCCGCGCGGCUUCCGCGCCACUGGGUGCGCCCGCUGGUGGAGGUUCUGGUUCCAGACUCCGAGGCGCGCCCCCUGGAAGCCUACCGCGGGCGCAAGAGGGGCGUGAAGACCGAUGCUCAGGCCGGACCGGUAGCACCAGGCCCCCGUGUCCGUGGCUCCCCGACAGUUUACUUUUCUCUCCCGCCUAGUGCUUCUUUCCGUGUCUUGGGCCGGGGCCCUGGUCUCCAACCCCCCUCUUUGACCUUAGGCCUCCAGCCUCCAGGCUUUGGGUCAAAGUUGCCCUUUCCCAGCCCUGGGAUUCGCUUUCUUGCCACCCACUCAACCCUCCAGGAUCUGGCCCGGAGCCCCAGCCCUAAACUGUGGCCAGGUGCCAAGUGGCCCAGUGGCUGGGAAGGGGAGGCCGAGUUGCUGGGCGAGAUGUGGGCAGGCCGCAGCCAUGUACCUCUGCAUGGUCAUCACCCCAGGGACCGGGAGGGUCAGGAUCCUCACAUGUGGCUUCAGAUGUCAUCUGGAGUUCUCGAGGCCACGUCCCAGGUGAUGUGGAAGCCCAUGUUGCUGCCUGAGGCGAUCAAGCUGGCUCCCGGUGUGAGCUUGUGGAACCCAACCUCCCAGGUGCUGCUCAGAUCUGCAGGACACCGGCAGGUGGACAAAGGAGGCAGCAUUUCUUCUUCCGUCCAGCAGCACCCCAUCCAGACUGGUGCCCCAAAGCCUCAGGUGACCAUGAGACAGCUAAUGAAGAAGUCAACCCCCAAAGUGUAGUCACUCCUCUCCAAGCACCUGCCCUAUUCUGGGUCCUGAAGCUCAGUCAGUAUUUUCCUUCUUUCUGGUUGCCAGAAUAAACACCUCAGUUGCUUUAA